AUGAAGCUGCCAAAGAAUAGAAGAAAACUUGCUUGUAGAGAAAUCAGAAAAGCAAAUAAUUAUGAACAAGUGCAGAGUGUUGAUACAGGGGCAAAUGGAAUAGUAAGUAACGAGAAUGAGGUGAAUAAUAUACUAGAGGGUGAUAGAGAAGAAUGUAAUAACACUAAUAUAAAUAAAAAAGUUUUCAGUGAACAAAAUGUAUAUGGAUAUAUACCAGAUAUGAAAUAUUCUAAAGAUGGUUAUAGAAAAGAAGGGAGCAAGAGUAGCACUAGUGUGGGUAAUCAGAACAGAGAACAUAUAGCACAACCAAAGGAUAAUUUCCAUAAAUCAUAUAUAAGAAACUCUACAAAUAAUUAUAAUCAAGUAAAUUACAUGAAAAAAACAUCGAAUGUUGACCACUAUGUAACACAUAAUAAUGCUAGUAGCUGGAGCAACUACGGAAAUGGACAUUCAAAAGAGCAAAAACAAUUUCUGAACAAAGAGUAUCAUAACCAGAGUAGUGGUAAUACUAAUAAUAUUAGCAAUACUAACAAUAUUAGCAAUACUAACAAUAUUAGCAAUACUAACAAUAUUAGCAAUACUAACAAUGCUACUAAUAUUAAUAUUAAUAGUAGUAGUAGUAAUAUUAGAAGUAGUGGUAGUAAUAUUAGAAGUAGUGGUAGUAAUAUUAGAAGUAACAAUAACAGCGAUAAUAAUUAUGGUCGCAUUCAGCACCCGUCCAGCAUGAACAGCCAUAAUUAUCCUCUACUUACGAUGAAUAGAAAUAGCAAGGAGUACACUAAUAAUGAUGAUAUACAUAAAUCUAAUAAUAAAUAUAAUGAUAAAAUAGGAAUUGUAGAAUCUGGAAAUGUCAAGAGAAAGACGUAUAUGUUUAACAAUAUUGCAGAUACAAGUGGAAAAAAAGUUACAAAAAAAUUAAGUAUAUUAGAAAUGGAUAAAAAAAGGGAUAGUGAUGUCAAAGCAUGUAUAGAAUAUUUUAAUUCUUUACGUAAAGGUAAUAAUACGGAUAUUAAUUCCAUACUUGAAAUUAAUAAUUUCAAAGAAUUAAAUAUACCUAAAGAACAUUUAGAAAAUGGUGAUUUUUAUAGAUAUGUAGAGUAUUAUAAAAAACAUAAUUUAAAAGAUUUAGUUAAUUUUUAUGAUGAAACUUAUAAGAUGAUAGAUAAAAAUAAACACACCAACUAUGAGAAUAAAAAAAAAAUGAGUAAUCCGAAUAAUCUAAACGAAGAUGAUAUAAGUCACGGAAAUAGCGAAAAUGGCAAAAAUGGAGAAAAUGACAAAAAUGACAAAAAUGAGACAUACAAUAAUACUAGCAGUACAACAAAUAUUGACAACACGUCAAAUUUUAAGGAUACAGGAGAUGCCAAAACUAAAAGAAAUAAACGCUCAGGAAAUGUUUCUCGUGAUGAUAAUUCAGAUGCAGAAGGAAAAUCAUUACAUAAAAAAAAAAAAACAAAAUGUGAUAAGGAUAAGAAGCCAACUUUUUACACUAUUAACGAUCUGUUCGACUAA
This is a messenger RNA of Plasmodium malariae, 1512 nucleotides long. RefSeq names its product conserved Plasmodium protein, unknown function. Lineage: Eukaryota; Apicomplexa; Aconoidasida; Haemosporida; Plasmodiidae. Bases 1 to 1512 code for a protein of 503 amino acids. The transcript has a single exon. The record is from RefSeq and is a predicted model, not a curated record.